Molecule: messenger RNA, 2355 nt
Organism: Patella vulgata (common limpet)
Lineage: Eukaryota; Metazoa; Mollusca; Gastropoda; Patellidae
Product: tripartite motif-containing protein 2-like
Exons: 1
Coding region: 1-1257 (418 amino acids)
Biological process (GO): positive regulation of DNA-templated transcription
Cellular component (GO): chromatin; nucleoplasm
Molecular function (GO): protein binding; ubiquitin-protein transferase activity; zinc ion binding
Source: RefSeq, a predicted model, not a curated record
AUGGCAGAAGCAGGCAUUGAUACACAUUGCUGUAGUAUCUGUUUAGAGGAUUUUACUAAACCUAAAAUACUGCCAUGUUUUCACACGUUUUGUGAACAUUGUAUAGACGAACAUAUCAAAACACAUUCACAUCUCAACAAGUUUAAUUGUCCUAAUUGUAGAACAGAGAUACAAGUACCUGAUGGUGGUGCAAGUGGGUUUUCAACAAACUUUUACAUCCAACCAAAAGGUGAAACACAAAAUCAUUUAUGUCCAAGACACAAGACAAAAGAAAUAGAAUUUUUUUGUCGCGAUUGUUUUGUUGCUGUUUGUUGGAGUUGUGUUAUAUUGGAUCAUACAACUCACUCAUAUACAGAUCUUACUGAUGUAGACCAACAACUCAGAGGAAAGUUAAACAUUAUAAAGCGGGAGUUAGAAGGAAAGAUUGAUGAAGUCAACAAACACUGUGAAUCUUUAACCGGUCAAAUAUCUGAUAUCAAGAACCAAGCUAAAAUAGCCUGUGACAAUGUUGAUCAAGAAGUUCAGACAGUUUGUGAAAGGGUCAGAAAACAUGGUAGUGAUAUAAAAUGUGAAAGGAAUAAAAUUUGUGACGAAGAAAGUAACAAGUUACAGACAUUACAUGGAGAUAUGAUCCAAUUCAAAAGUUCGCUACAAACCAGUGUUAAAUAUAUAAAUGAUUCGCUGAAUGGUAAAUCUACUGUUCCAGUUGUAGAUGCUUUAACCAUUGGACAAACACUGACUGAAGAUAGCAGAUCAACCAGUUUUGAUAUACCCACAGUAAGACAUAUCAAUUAUACUAUGGUAGAUAUAGGUGUUACAACUUUACGUGAAUUACUAAAAAAAAUGGAGUCACCAACCUGGACGUCUAGUUUUAGUUUGAAUGAGAUUUUGGAGACAGAUGUGGGUUACUCUGGUGAUGAUGUAAUGAUACAAGGAAUGUCAUGGUGUGUAGAUGUUAUACAUGAAACAGAUACAUCAGGAUUAGGAUGUUAUUUGUGGUUAAGGAGAGUGGAAGAUGAAACAGUUAAAACCGUUACAGCUAGUUAUACACUAAAACUAUUAAAUAUAAACAAUGUAAGUGAAUCUAAAGUAAAACAAUAUACAUCUACAUGUACAUUUAGACCUGAUUGUGGUAAAGGAUGUAGUAAACUCAUAAAGUGGAAUAAACUAGAGGAUGCGGAGAGAGGGUUUAUUAACAAGAAUAAGACAUUUAGUGUGCAGGCUUUUGUUAAAAUAAACAAAAUAGAACGCCACUAACAUUUAUAUUACAGAACAUAUUACGAUAGAUCGAUGUCAGCAUAAUACAUAGAAAUAUCUCUACUCUAAAAUAUGUUAGUUCAAUCACAAACAAAUGGAACUUGGUUACUUGCAUGUCAAAUAUAUUUUAAUGUUUAACUUCAACUGGUUCCCGGAUCCAUUCACUUGAUUUGAUAUUUGUUGUUUAUUUCUUGCAAGGUCGAUGUAGUUUAUCUUGUCCACAGGUUUGUCUUGUCCGUUUUGUUUUGCAUGUAGUGCGGUCCUCCUACACUUACAAACAGAAUAAGUUAUGCAUCAAAGAAUGUGUGUACAGUGGCUGUGUGUUUAAAGGACGUGUGCGCAGUGGUUCUGUGUCCAAAGGUCGUGUGUGCAAUCGUUGUCUGUCCAAAAGUUGUGUGUGCAAAGCAGACCAAACAAACACACCAUCACAAUUAAUAAGUGUUGCGUAAAAUCUUUUGAUGGGCCUCAUUUUUACCAGACUGAAUCCAAGCUUGAAUAUUAUAAAACAUAGAUAUUUAAUUUUUAAUUAAAUAAGAAUCAACGAUUUUACCUAUUUUAUUCUGAAGAUCUGUGAGAACAUCUGAAGCAGCACCAGUGAAUUCUGGUGUAAUAUACAACAAUCUAAACUGACCCCCGAAAAACAAACGUUAAUAUCAGGUUAACCAGACAUAUAGACAGGAUUUCCAGCGCGUUUUUUCCCUGUCAGUGGUGCAGAAUGGAGGACUGACAAUGGACAGUGUAGAUUCGUUCAGAUUGGACAGAAAAACGUGAACCUGUGUACAUGUGUUGCAAGUUAGAAUUUGAAAUAAAAUUCAUUCUGAUUAAAAUACAGAUCUAUAACAACUCUUCCAGAUCCUAGUGCUGUGAAGACAAGUCAAACGAAAUUUUGAACUAUAAAAAACAAAACGAAAUAGGAUCUGUGUUUUAAUUAGAUUGAAUAAAAUUAGACAUAAAAGUGUUUGAGAGACAAUCACAAUACAAUAUUUAUUACCGGGGAAUAUGUAUCAAUGUUCAGCAUUGUAUCAAUGUUCAGCAUUGUACCAAGUUUUACUGUUUUAUAUGCAAGGGUUCAUCAUUCUAUUUUAUAUUUGUGUAAAA